This is a messenger RNA of Xenopus laevis (African clawed frog), 5008 nucleotides long. Its product is annotated as protein kinase C delta type. Lineage: Eukaryota; Metazoa; Chordata; Amphibia; Anura; Pipidae. The record is from RefSeq and is a predicted model, not a curated record. The transcript is spliced from 8 exons. The coding region runs from base 731 to 2008 and encodes 425 amino acids.
UAUAUGCAUAACCAUACACACACUUAUGAAUAUGACUUUUGGCACUGUGAGUUACAGCCAAGCAUUUUAUCUAAAGAAGACAACCAACCAAUAGCACCAACCAAUAUAGUAUUGCCAUAGUAUUGUCUUCAGCUCUCAAUUGCAUGCUUGUUGCUCCAUGGUAAACCCAAUGAUGCCCGCAUGCCACUGCUGGUGGUCACAUGACACACCUAGCUUAACUGUUACUUGCUGGUUCAGACCAACCGCCGUUUGGACAGUGAGUAGGAGAGAAUAGGAGUUUUUGAUCAGCGAUUGCUAAAUUUAUCCAAACCGUGAGUAAAAAUAAAAAACCGUAUAGGAGGAGUAGUAUAGGAGUAAAGAACAACAUGGAUUUGAGUGAGAGAAGGAGAUGUCCGGCUGGACAGGUAGUGAAAAGCUGCAUAGAAGGUAAGACCAACAAGGAUUGGAUCAAGGAGUCAGGAGAAAGAAAAUCAGAUGCAGCAAAUGAUAAAAAGAUUUGCAGAAAUGCACAGACAAGUCUGGAUAGGAGCAUUAAAAGGAGAUGGAGAGUAGAGAAACAGACAGAAAAUAAAGAGAAGACCAUUAAAAGGAUAAAAAUGAAAAAAGACAGAUUGAAAAAGAAAGCCAGGCAGAGAAAACCAGUGAAGAUGAGAAGAUUAAAAGGAGAAGAUUUGAAGGAGGAGAUAUAGAAAAGGAAAGCCAGGCAGAGAAGAAGACCAAUGAAGAUAAAAUGAUUAAAAGGAGAAGAUUUGAAGAAGGAGAGAUAGAAAAGAAAAGCCAAGUAGAGAAGAAAACUAGUGAAGGUAAGAGCAUUAAAAAGAGAGCAGUUGAAGAAGGACAGUUACAAAAGGAAAGACAAGCAAAGAAAAAGUCUAGUAAGCUUGAGAGAAUUAAAACAAGUCAGGUUGCUAAAGACGAUAAAAAAAUCAAAGAAGACAACAGUAAAGAAAGAAAUUUAGAGCAAAAUGAAGGGAAUAGCGGAAGAUCAAGACCAGAAGACCUAUUAGAAGGUGGAAGCAUACAGAAGAGACCCCGUCUGGACAUUGAAAGACCUGCUCCCCUGGAUAGUAACAACUACAAGUUCCACACUGUACUGGGACAAGGAGGCUUUGGCCAGGUGAUGUUGGCUUCUUUUAGACCAAAUAAACAACUGGUGGCAAUUAAGAUCUUGAAGAAACAGAAGAACGACUGCUAUUCCAUCGCUAAAGAAGCUCGUGUAUUGAAGAUCAGCAGAGAAUGUGCAUUUUUAUGCCAAUCUCAUGCAACUUUUCAGUCAGAGCUUGAAGCCUUCUUUGUCCUGGAGUAUGCCAGUGGGAAAUCUUUAUGGCAAAUGAUUAUGCGUGAAGGAGGUCUGCCAAUGUCGACAAUCAUGUUCUACACAGCAGAGAUGGUGGUUGCCCUCCAGUUCCUGCAUUCUAAGGGAAUCAUUCAUCGUGAUCUGAAGCCAGACAACAUAUUAGUGGAUAAAGACGGCCACAUAAAGAUCUGCGACUUUGGCAUUGCAGAAGAGAACAUCUUUGGCCAGAGGAAGACCUACGGCUUAGCAGGAACCCCUGGAUAUCGGGCACCAGAGAUUCUAUUAAAGGAAGACUACAAUACAGCCGUGGAUUGGUGGUCUUUUGGGGUGACAAUGUAUGAAAUGGCCACAGGUGAAUUGCCAUAUUCAACAUCAGGCAGCAUUUUAAGGCAGCGAUAUAUGAUUUUGAACAAAACACCAAAAUAUCCAUGUUAUAUGAGCGAGGAAAUGCUGGACCUCCUGCCUAAGCUUUUGGAGAUUGAUAACACCAAACGAAUUGGACAGAAUGGGAACAUCAGGGAGCAUCCUUUCUACAGCACUAUUAACUGGGAUGAUCUGGAAAAUCGAAGACUGAAGACACCUUUUAAGCCAGAAAUGCCAUCUGCGGACGACUUAGAUGAAUAUCCGCUAACAUUCUCCCCUCAUAGUUGCGAUGGAAAGAAUUUGAAAGAUUUCUCGGAAGUUGAUCCCAACUGGAAUUGGCAGGAGUAAGGCAUUACCUCUGUUCUAACAUGGGAUACCAUCAUUAUUUGCUGCCUGUAACAACCUGAGGCCUUUAACAUCUGUGGCAAGCUGCACCCCUAAACAACCAAUCCACCUGUUGUACCAAACCUAAACCAUCUCCUGUGAAUGUCACCUGGUUCUACCAUCAAAGCCAGCACCAGACGGGAUCUCUGUCUGUAGCUUCUAAAGGACGGAAAAUAGGAAGGUAAUAUGGUAAGGUUACAUCUUGAAUGAAAAUUGCCAAAUAAAACCAGGUUACCCCCACCCUCCCCCAAACAUCUGCCUCCCUCCUAUUCCCUUACCUGUGAUUAACCCCUAUCCUAAGUGGCCCACUCCAGUGGCAUAACUAUAAAGGAAGCAAACCCCAUGGCCGCGGGGGGCCCGGAUCUACUUCCUUUAUACUGUCUCCCUCCUACUCCCUUAUCCCUGAUUUGCCUCUUUUUUAAUCACUAAACCACAACCCAAACUUCUGUCUCUCUCUUUUUCUCUUACCCAUGAUUGACCCCUUUCCUAAGUGGGUCACACCAACAGCAUAACUAUAAAGAAAGCAGACCCCAUGGCCGCGGGGGGCCCGGAUCUACUUCCUUUAUACUGUCUCCCUCCUACUCCCUUAUCCCUGAUUUGCCUCUUUUUUAAUCACUAAACCACACCCCAAACUUCAGUCUCUCUCUUAUUCUCUUACCCAUGAUUGACCCCUUUCCUAAGUGGGUCACACCAGCAGCAUAACUAUAAAGGAAGCAGACCUUCUGGCCGCGGGGGGCCUAGGUCUACUUCCUCUAUACUGUCUCCUCCUACUCCCUUUCCUCUGAUUUCCUUCAUUCAUAAUCACUACUGAACACCCCAAACAUCUGCCUUCCUCUUAUUCCCUUACCUGUGAUUAACCCCUUUUCUAAACAGUGGUGUAACUAUAAAGGAAGCAGACCCCCUGGCCGCGGGGGGCCCAGGUCUACUUCCUCUGUACUUUCUCCCUUCUGCUCCCUUACCCUUGAUUUCCCUUCUUCCUAAUCUCUAAACAACACCCCAAACUUCUGUUUCUCCCUUAUUUCCUUACCUGUGAUGGCAUAACUAUAAAGAAAGCAGACCCUGUGGCCGCGGGGGGCACAGGUCUACUUCCUCUAUACUGUGUCCUCCUUUUCCCUUUCCCCUGAUUUCCUUAUUUACAUUUCUCUCAAUCCCUUUCCCUAUUCCCAGCUUCUUUACCAUCCACUUUUAAUCCCUCCAGGUUUUCUUCCAUACCUUAACCCUAGCACUUCCCAUACCCAUGCCCUCUUUGUCCUAUCCCCAACUUCUCUCCCAACUCUUCUCUGUGAGUGUGUGUGCUCUAUGUAUUUGUGUGUGUGAUUGAGUGUAAGUCAGUUUAGUCAUUUGAAAUGCUCACCCAUUUGUUGAACAGGAGAACACUGAGAUAUAUUUCUUACUAUUAUCCACUAGUAUUUCUAGGUGCGUCUAGAGUCAUUUUACUUGCAGUCCAUAGCCAGUUCAGAGGUCACUGUAUUUGUAGAGCUUGCAUUAAUAGCGCAGCAGCUGCUGACUGUACUGCAGGUGAAAUUGGAUUAGAAGCACCUUCAAAUGCCCCUGUGUCUAUCAUUCUUACUGUUCUCCUGUUCAAUGAAUCAGUUACCAGUGCCAGGAUAUUUUUAUAACCUGUUACUUUCCCAAAUGUAUGCCAAUACUGAACCAACCCAUAUGCCCUGAAGGUAGCAUUGUACUUACUGUACAAAGCUACUGGUUUUAGUAGAAUUAGGAAACCAUUGAUCCAGGGAUUAUACCGAUUGCCAUUUUGGAGUCAGGAAGGAAUUUUUUCCCCCUUCUGAAGCAAAUUAGAAGCUGCUUCAGACAGGGGUUUUUUGCCUUCCUCUGGAUCAUCUAAAAAUUAGGUAGGAUUUGUUUCAGCAAAAGGUUGAAUUUGGACACCUUUUUUCAACCAUAACAUCAAUGCCACACCUGGCUGAGAAAGCUCCCAUUCACUCCAUGGUAUAAGUGCAGUGACAGUCAUGGAACAGAUUUUGGUGUGAAAAUGUAUAUUUAUGCUUCUCUGCACCAAAAUCCACUCCGUGUGUAUCAAUGCACUUACACCAUGGAGCAAAUGGGAGCGGAUCUGCUUUUUCACAGCCUGGUGUGGCAUUAGCCUCACUACUAAGUAACUGUGUCAGUGCACAUAAGAUAAUUAAAAUCACCAUUAGAAUAUAAAUUAAACCAACUAAAACAAAAUCUCCUAAAAACAAAAGGGGUACUAAAAUGAAUCAAAUAGGAGGGGGUUCAGUGCUGGCUUUUUCAAGCCGGCAAUCGGCUACAUAUGAAUCUAGGAUUAGGGACUAUUCCAGCAAACCACAGCAAUUAUAUUAACUUUAAUAUACCAAUAGCUCACUAUGUGAUUUGCUUUAAUAUGCAUGUAUGUUGUAUGGCUUUGUGAGACGUAUGAGCAUUGUAAAAACAAACCCAAAAUAUCUAGUUCUGUGUCAGUAUCUAGUUCUUUGAUCAGCUAAAUAGGGACAUCAUUAGUCAUUCACCAGUAUUUAUAAUCUAAAAUCCUUACUGGUUAGGGGAGUAGUGCAGCAAACCAUAUGGUUAGCCAAACAGCAGAGGUAUAAAUCCCACGUGCUCUAUGUGUCUCAAUGUGAUUUUACAAAAUAGUCAAUGUAUGUGUGAUGAAAGUCAGUUUUGUGUCUGAAUGUGAACUUAAAAAAUCCCAGUGAAGAGCUUUAGGGACUAAAUAGGGAAUCAUUGCAGCAAGUCAUAUGGUCAGCAAAUCAGUGAGGAUUUCAUCCUCCUUUUGCCUAUGAUCACCAGCUGAUUUGCUCCAACAAAUAAAAUUAGCUAGCGUAUGUUUGAAUGAAAUCCAAUAUGUGUAUGUGGGAAUAUUUAGCUUGUGCCUCUCAGUCAUUACUGAGGAGGAAAGGUCCCAUGACGGUUUGUCACUCAGUGCUGGACCAGCUAGGGAACUAUUGCAGCAAAUUAUAGGGUGAGCCAUUUGCUGCAAUAAAUGGA